AUGACGAGGAACAAAAAUAAUAGAAAAGGUGCUAAAAGUCUUCAUUUUCAGAUUAUACAACAGAAGAUGGUGAUCAUGUUAUGGAUGACUGGAAUAAAAGUUAAUGGUCGAGAGUCGUCAUUCAUACCUGUAUUACAUUCACUGUGCAUUGUACUCCAUGACACGCCCCACUCUCCCACCACCCGCCCGCCCACGCCCCCGUCACAUUCACAACCCCGGCCGCCCAAGCCACCUUCACAACCUCUGGCCGCCCAAGCCACCUUCACAACCCAGGCCGCCCAAGCCACCUUCACAACCCAGGCCGCCCAAGCCACCUUCACAACCCCUGGCCGCCCAAGCCACCUUCACAACCCCUGGCCGCCCAAGCCACCUUCACAACCCCUGGCCGCCCAAGCCACCUUCACCACCCCGGCCGCCCAAGCCACCUUCACAACCCCGGCCGCCCAAGCCACCUUUACAACCCCGGCCGCCCAAGCCACCUUUACAACCCCGGCCGCCCAAGCCACCUUCACAACCCAGGCCGCCCAAGCCACCUUCACAACCUCUGGCCGCCCAAGCCACCUUCACAACCCCUGGCCGCCCAAGCCACUUUCACAACCCCUGGCCGCCCAAGCCACCUUCACAACCCCCAGACCGCCCAAGCCACCUUCACCACCCCGGCCGCCCAAGCCACCUUCACAACCCCGGCCGCCCAAGCCACCUUCACAACCCCGGCCGCCCAAGCCACCUUCACAACCCCGGCCGCUCAAGCCACCUUCACCACCCCGGCCGCCCAAGCCACCUUCACCACCCCGGCCGCCCAAGCCACCUUCACCACCCCGGCCGCCCAAGCCACCUUCACCACCCCGGCCGCCCAAGCCACCUUCACCACCCCGGCCGCCCAAGCCACCUUCACCACCCCGGCCGCCCAAGCCACCUUCACCACCCCGACCGCCCAAGCCACCUUCACAACCCUGGCCGCCCAAGCCGCCUUCACCACCCCGACCGCCCAAGCCACCUUCACCACCCCGGCCGCCCAAGCCAUCUUCACAAGUCCCCUGCUGGCAGCUCUCAAAGUACCUUGCUACUCUCGAAUGA
This is a messenger RNA of Procambarus clarkii (red swamp crayfish), 1077 nucleotides long. RefSeq names its product sporozoite surface protein 2-like. The record is from RefSeq and is a predicted model, not a curated record. NCBI's taxonomy places the organism in Eukaryota, Metazoa, Arthropoda, Malacostraca, Decapoda, Cambaridae.